CGAUGACGUGGGAACACCGAUGCAUCCGUGAUGAGAACGUGCGUGUCAACGACUCGAUCGCUGUCGGAAAUGGAGCUGCAACCUCUUAUCGCAAUGGGUCGCCAUUUGACAUUCUGUCCUCUCGAACCCACUGAUCCCCACCACCAUGAGCUCCAUGCAAGUUGAGUCGUAUCUGUCGUGCAUUCCGCAACCCGUUGUCUGCGACGCAUACGAGGUGUCGCCCUCGGACGACGAGCUCGAAUUCCUUGUCCAUCAAGUCAGGCAGCUCCCUCAAGAUGAUCUUGAAGAAAUGAUGUGCAUCGUGUCGGCCUACGAACCCCAGUGGCUGGAUGUGCUGGGACACACCGCCGACGCCGCAGUUGACGUCAAGUCCCUCAGCCCACUCGCCAUUGAAGUCAUGCAGCACUACGUGUACACGGAUUUGGCUUGUUGCUUUGUUGCCAGCAUGGACUCUGACAACGAAACCGAUGACGAGGCCAUGGACGUGGAUGAGACGUGCUGAAUCCACCGCCGUCGACUUCCGUCGUGUGGCUUAUCUCUAUAGCUUAUUUAACGAUUUUUUAUCCGUGCCGCCUUGCUCGCCGUGCGGCCUGUCAACAUGAAGAGCUUGGUGGGACCGAAAGGUUCUUCAGCACCUAGACAAGGCGUGGGUGGAAUCGACGUACACUUCGUGCACA
This is a messenger RNA of Aphanomyces invadans, 677 nucleotides long. RefSeq lists its product as hypothetical. The coding region runs from base 146 to 502 and encodes 118 amino acids. The record is from RefSeq and is a predicted model, not a curated record. Lineage: Eukaryota; Oomycota; Saprolegniomycetes; Saprolegniales; Verrucalvaceae. The transcript has a single exon.